AAGCAAGGAAAUGGUGUGUCCCUUGGGGCAACAACUCUAGAAAAGGCAAAGACGCGGCGAAGGCUAGGGCGCAGAAGCAGGCCCACAUCACUCGAAAAUUGAAAGUCGUCCCCGGUGCGGCGGACAUGGAUGUGGAAGAAUCUGAAUGCUUCAGAGUCAUGAGCUUCAAUAUGUUGGCGCAGCAACUGGCAACCUCGAAGAUGUUCACGUACGUGCCCAGGAACCAGCUCAGAAAGCACAACCGGUGGCCUAGGGUGCGGGCCGAAGUUUCACGGUAUGGCGCGGACAUCAUCUGCCUGCAAGAGUGCGAUCUUUACGACCAAAUUCUGGCGAGCUUACAAGAACAUGGGGAGCAGGCGGAUCAGGGAACAAGGUUCGAAGGCGUGUACAAGAGGCGUAAGGAUAACGGGCUAAGCCACGGCGUCGCAAUCCUGUACGACACCCAGGUGUUCCGAUUGCUUGAUUCGGGCUCGUGCGAGUAUGGAGAGAACCUAAUGGGGGGAGUAGGAGCAUUUGCGCUUUUGGAAGACCGCAGACAACAUCGACGACGAAGACACCCUACUCGUGGCGGCCUUCCCGACAACGAUGAAACUGUCGAGGCGGUAGGGGUAGCAGAUGGAGGUAGGGGCAGUGGAUCAACGAGAAACUGUCCUCGUGAUGAGCAAGGAAGGUGUGGGGGCGGGAGCGAGGCAGCAGAAGGAGGAGGGGGGGGAGCAGCGGCAACAGCUACGAAAGACGAUCCUUCUGGGCUGGUCUGCGUGGCAACCACCCACCUCUACUGGCACCCGGACGGAGGAGCCAUACGCCUCGCUCAGGCGGAAACCCUCAUGGCGCACGCGGCGGCUUUCCUUCGUGAGCGUUUCGGGGACGACUACACCAAGGUCCCGGUCGUACUCGCGGGAGACUUGAACACCGUACCCGGUGUGGACGUCUACAGGCUACUCUCGGAAGGGGUUUUCAAGGGCGAGACACCAGAGGCGUUUCACCGGAGAAGAUACGAAAAGGCCCGCGCUAAGGAAGCCGAUAAGGUCGAAAAGGCUCGCAAAUACAACGCCAAGCUGGAGGCGAUCCGCGCCAAAAACGCCGCCGUGAUCUCCGCGUCGAGGAGCAGCACGUCCCCCGGUGCGUUGCGCGAGGUUGUCCACGAUACAGGGGAAGCAGCAGAAGCGGCAGAUGGAACCGUCGAAGAGGUUGCAUCAGUGGAAGCAGCGCAAGGACUGGGAAGAACCCCUGUUUCGAUGAGCCGGGCUAUGGAAGGAGGUGACUCGGUGACACAAGGACGUCCCGCCGAUUCUGCGGGUCUUCCUGUGACGGUGUCUGAUGAUGUGUCGGAUGAUGUGUCGGAUGAUGUGUCUUAUGAUGUGUCUUAUGAUGUGUCUGAUGAUGACACCGCUGUUGCUGCCAGUUCAAGUGCUACAGCUAGUGGCGAGUUCACUCCGGCUUCACACGAGAGAGGAGGGGGGCGAGAUCAGGACGGGGACGUGCGGUGCUACGAGCAAGCGUUCCGUGGGUUCAGCAGUGCCUACGGCGCCUACUCCAGUGUCUUCCACUCGCAGUUAUCCAGAAAUCACCCUCCUGGAGAGUAUUCUGUCAACGAGGCCACAGGAAAACACAAAAUUGGGAUCGUUCGCCUAGGGGCCCGGACCGGCGGUGGCGGCGGUCUAUCGCAGAAUCAAGAGUCAGUGCCACCAAAAAAGUUGCAGCAGCAGCCCAAGCAACAGCGGCAGCAAAAGCAGCAGGGAAACGGGCCGUCCGGAGAGCCGCAGUUGACUACGUGCACUGAUAGCUUCGCGGGGACGAUCGACUACAUCUGGCACAACCAGCAGCUGCAAGUUAGAUCCCUGCUGAGUCUCCCUUCUUUCAAGCAGGCAACCUACGGCAAGGGCUUGCCGACAGCUUCCUACCCAUCUGACCACGUGUCCAUCAUGGCCGAGAUUUUCUGGCGACAUCCAGCACAAUCUCGGGGUGAGGAUGCACCCGCAGAGCCUCAGUGACAGAAGUACGCUCUAGCAAGGGUCAUCUCGUGAGGGCAUCCUGACUGAUUUUUGUUGCCGAAAACCGUGGGUGUCCGGUGUGUGUCUAGAUGUCUAAGACAGAUAGAAGUAUGUUGAACCAUUUCUUUGUAACGUCACAGGCAACUAGGGAUCGAGCGUCGGCGGAACUUUCUUUGAAUUGAACGGGUGUCGGUGGGUUGGCACCUGUCCGUAUUUAUUUUUCUUGCCGCGUGCGUGGGGCGUCCAAAGGGUAUUCGGAUCGUCCCACGGUUGUUGGCUCUGGUGUUUUGGCACUGUAUUAAUACAGGCAAUGGGUUGGGGGCUUGGGGAGAGUGGGAAUGUGGGGCACCUAUCCCUACCGGAAGUAACGGUCGAUGGUGUAAGGAGAGGCAGCACCCUUAGAUUUAUACCUGCUGCUCGGUUGUUGUGGAAGGAAAGACGACACACGCUAAGCGCUCUCUAAAAAAUAUACAAGGGACAAGGAUUUGAAAACACCUCCAUAAUUCUUGUUUCAUGCCUCAUGCACCAGCUCUCGAUGGCCUUUAGCAAGAUUUGUUGGUCUUGGUUUACCGGGUGUGCAAGAUUAGCUGCAACCAAGCAAGGAGUGAAU
This is a messenger RNA of Ectocarpus sp. CCAP 1310/34, 2604 nucleotides long. The record is from the annotation of a GenBank genome assembly. NCBI's taxonomy places the organism in Eukaryota, Phaeophyceae, Ectocarpales, Ectocarpaceae.